Molecule: messenger RNA, 2623 nt
Organism: Chelonoidis abingdonii (Abingdon island giant tortoise)
Lineage: Eukaryota; Metazoa; Chordata; Testudines; Testudinidae
Gene: TVP23C
Product: trans-golgi network vesicle protein 23 homolog C
Biological process (GO): vesicle-mediated transport; protein secretion
Cellular component (GO): Golgi membrane
Source: RefSeq, a predicted model, not a curated record
AUGAUGACGACACGCGACGGGCGGGGCUCACGUGAGGGAUUGGCUCCGGGCGGUGACGUGGCGGGAGGCGGAAGUGAGGCGGCUCCAACGAUGCUACGGCAGGACAGUAAUGAUGACACUGAAGAUGUGUCACUGUUUGAUGCAGAUGAAGAAGUAUCCACGAGAUCAAAAAAGUCAAAGAUAAGGCACCCAGUGGCAUCAUUUUUCCACUUGUUCUUCCGAGUCAGUGCAAUAGUUGUCUAUCUUCUCUGUGAACUGAUCAGCAGCAGCUUCAUUGCCUGCAUGGUGUCAAUUAUCCUGCUCCUGUCGUGUGACUUUUGGGCAGUAAAGAAUGUUACGGGCCGGCUAAUGGUCGGCCUUCGCUGGUGGAACCAGGUGGAUGAUGAUGGCAGGAGUCACUGGGUGUUUGAAGCCAGGAAGGCAUCCGCUCAAGGGAAAAAAGUUUCAUCUGAAGCCGAGUCUCGAAUCUUCUGGUUAGGACUAGUUACCUGUCCCAUCAUCUGGGUGAUAUUUGCCUUCAGUGCCCUGUUCUCAUUCAAAGUGAAAUGGCUGGCAGUGGUUACAAUGGGAGUGGUUCUACAGGGGGCCAACCUGUAUGGUUAUAUCAAGUGUAAAGUGGGCAGAAGAACAAAUUUAACCAGCAUGGCUACCUCCUAUCUUGGAAGGCAGUUCUUGCGGCAGACUGUGGUUAAAGAUGACCAAACCGAAUCCUGAAGACUGAUCCAAAAUUGGAUUGGAUUUAUACUGGUGAACAACAGUAAAUGUUUUCUGACCUUGAGUUUAGGAGCUACAUAAACUGUGUGUGGGUUUGUUUUUUUUUUAAAUUAAAUCUUGCAAGACUUCUGGUCAACUCUCAUAGCAAAUUACUCUCAGUUUUUCUGCAACAGUUUGCAUUUCAGAGCUCUUCUAAUAAUUUGGUUGGUUAAGGCAGUUGAGGUAAUUCACCUAAUCUUUUAAUUAAAAGAAAAUCAUAGAUCUGGAGCCUAAAUGGGAACUAAACAGUCUGGGGUGAAGUAAGAGAUAAAACUACUGGGCAUCCUUCCUCACAAUUUGUCAGUGUGAAAAAUGUAAAUGAGGCAGGUUUUAUAUCAUUCAGGAACUCCCCCGUCCCUCCAGCAAUUGCAUCAAAUAGCAAUUCACCCUGCAGAAUUACUACCUGCAGAAGUAAUUCUGCUGUUGGAGAUAAUUGCUGUCUAAAUCCCACUCUUACUCUGUUCAUUGAAUGUAGCUAGAAGAUGACCUGUUAGCAGAUGUUGGUCCUGAACCUGUUCCCAUUGAAUUCAAUGGGACUUCUGUCAUUGGCUUGGGUGGGAUCUUAAAGUGACAUCUAAGCAGCUCAGUUACUUUACUUAUGAACGAUACUUUGAUAUUCUGAACAGCCUGAUUACCACCUGACUGAGAGGUUAUGCUGCAGCUUUGAUUUCACCUUGCUCAAUUUAUAAAAGUUUUGCUUCCCAAAUAAGGCAGGAGCUAGAAUGGCGUGGAACUAAACCCUUAGUGUGGGGUAGAAUUCCCCCUUACCCUGUGGUGUGUGUCUGAACAGAGAGCCUGAGAGCGAGCAGUGGGUUUCAGGGGAAGCCGUGCAAAAUACUAGCAGCAAAGUGAAGCUGUGAGUGGUUGUUGCCUGGCCAUCCCUAAUAAAACAAAGUGCUUCAUGCUGCCUUAACAGACCACGAUACCGCCUUGGGCACAGUGUAGAUGUAUCUGAGGCUCCCUGGGAUAGAUGGGGGGUGGUGGUGCCUGAUAAAUGCAUCAGUAAGUUUGCCAGUGCAGGAAAUUGUGUAUCGCAGACCUGCAUUGACUGCCAGUCUGUCUAUAAAGGAUGGCACUGCUAUUAUUGGAGAUAACUGAUCGCUGAUUCUCCCCUCUGGUAUUAUAUAUAUAUAUAUAUAUAUUUAAAAACUACAUUCAUGUGUGACCUUGUGUUCCACACACACAGAGAAAUGCUCAGGCUCACUUGCUAGUAAAGUGCAGCUGACCGUUAGUAGUAGUUGAAAACAGGCCUCACAAAAAAUUCAGGGUAUGAUUCCAGAUUUUUAACUGGCCACUUUCCUCUCACUCACUGUGUUGCUGGCAGGGUGGAUUCAUGCAAUCUGAAUAAUUCAUAUUCCGGAGCUGUCUAAGAAACCUAACGCUUGAAUGCCAAUUUGGCAGAAGGGUUUACUUUACAUUAAUCUAUGCUGUAACUGCUCCUCAAGUUGUGCCUGUCAACAAAUUCACUGGGGUUGGUAAGACAUCUGCAUCUGCUGUGUGCUCAUGGACUUUUGGGUUAUGUUGUUCAGUUAGAUGGAGGAAGGUGACAUGUUUUGCUUGGAAAGCGGCGUCGAGAGGGGACCAAUUCUCCCUUGUCCUGUAACUCAGUUGAAGGGGGAUUGGUCUUUUACAUCAAAGGGGAGAAUAUAACCCCGGAUGGGUAUUUUUAAUUUAAAAGCGUACUCUUUUUUUGGAUCUAAAUCAUGGGAUUGCAUUAACAAUGUUUUUCUUCCUAUACUAAAGCAAUAUAUUGAAAUUGUAAAAUCUCUUCAAACUCCAGCACUGUACAUUUGUUAAAUUCUUUGGACUAAUAUCUCUUUGUAAAUACAUAUUUAUAAAGUCUUGAAAUUAAAUAAUGCUUUGUCUACCA